Anneissia japonica is the source of this 2778-nucleotide messenger RNA. RefSeq lists its product as uncharacterized. NCBI's taxonomy places the organism in Eukaryota, Metazoa, Echinodermata, Crinoidea, Comatulida, Comatulidae. The transcript is spliced from 13 exons. Bases 1 to 2778 code for a protein of 925 amino acids. The record is from RefSeq and is a predicted model, not a curated record.
AUGACGUUGAAGAAGAUGAUGACGAUAACUUGGCAACCGGUUACCAGCGCCAACUCAAUUAUAUCCCUUGGUUGCUUUGAAAUUAAUAAAUUGAGUCGUGGGUUCGUUGUACCACCCGAGGACAUCGACCCUUCUCUUCUGACACGAGGUCGUUGCCUGAUAUCUUGUGCAAAAUAUGAUUACGACUUUGCUGCCGUUGAGGAUGGACGCUUCUGCCUAUGUUCCAACACCAACACAUAUAAUGGGGUAACUUCGGUAACAGCAGCCACGUACUGUAAUGUGCCGUGUACGGGGCUCGCUUCAGAAAAAUGCGGAGGAACAGGCUACUGCGAGGUGUUUGAGUCUCUGAAUGAAGCGAUCACGGUUAAAUUACCUACAGGGCUUACCUUUGUUGUCGGUACUGAAGGCAGCAUCACCAUUGAUGAUAACACGGGUUAUCAACCCGAAUUCACGUUUGACUUUGGGGAUGGCUCUGCCAUCACUGAGCCGACAACAUCGUUAACAGCAGACCAUACUUACGCCAUUCCUGGCGUCUAUACUGUUACAUGUAGAGCAGAAAACGGAAUUUUGGAUGGAAAUCUGAAUGUUUCAGAAGUGCAAGUUGAUAUGACGAUUAAUGCGGCUGGCAUAGAUUUGGAAUGCCCGACAUCUGAAGAUUUGGACAACGAAUUUGAAAUCACGCUAACGAUAUUUGAGGGUUCCAGUAUGAUUCUUGAUGUUAACAUGGAUGGUGAUGCUUUGCCCCAAUUUGAUAUUGGCAGUCCUGCAAUGUACAGCCUUGGUUUUGUUGCUGAGGGAACACGGACAGAUUUGGAAGAUGGUUCUGAUCUGAAUUUGGGUUCAACAGAACAGGUACUAGGCCCACGUCUCCUUGUGCAUUCGGGUUCAACAGUAUGGGUACUACCUGGCUUAGAAAUCCUUCAGCCUGGGUAUAUUUUGUCUGUUGAGGCUUACGUGACUACUCCCGGAACAGUGAAUUUACUGAUUUUGAAACCGAUUUGUGCAGGAGGGGGUGAUGUGUACUGUCCCUAUGACAACGAGUGUGUCACAGAAAGCAGUUGCAACUACGUAUUUGAUUACCCGUCAAAUCCAGAGUACACUGAAUAUUGUGACGCAAACGGGAUAUACUGUGCCUUAUCAGGCACAUGUGAAGAUCCCGACAAUUCGCCAGAGUGCACAGUUAAGAAUAACAGGUAUGACGAAGCAAGUCCAAGAAAUGACUACAAGGUGGUUGCUUCUAUACCUGUGACGUUCACCAAAACCAACGCCUACGAAUACGUGAAAAUACCAAUUGCUGGCAUCAAAGUGGGAGUUGUUGCGGAAAUUGGCUAUGUAAUCGGCUACGAAACUACUGCAGCAGGCAUCGGCUGGCAAAACGUCACAAAUAAUAACACUGAGUACCAAUACUCGGCGGUGUCUCGCGGCGUUGGAGAUACACUGGCUAAAUCGGACGCUACUGCCUUUGAGGUUCAGCAUUACAUCCGUGUGACCACAGUGAAAGAACUACAGACUCUCAUUACGUAUGCAUUUCCAACCUGCGGAGACCAUCCCGUCACAGUUAAUGUAACUAAUGAUUUGGGUUCUGAACAAAAAACUUGCACAGUUACCAUUCAACAAAGUAUAACAGGUUUAUUACUGACGAUGGAUAACCACACUGAACUUAGGUCUACUGAAGAAGCUACUCUGUUCGUUUGGCUACAACGGGGUACUCCGGCACUGCUGUCGAUCGAUUGGGGAGAUGGCGCAACGGAAGAAGUAGACAGAAUUUCAACUAGCCCUGAUGUGCCAGACGAUAUUACUCACUUGUUUACGGCAUCAGGAAAUCUAACAGUGACGGUAAACGCAAGUAAUCUACGGAACUGGGAAGUAUUUGAAUUGAAGAUCACAGUUUAUAACCCGGUAGAUUUAGAUGCAUAUGAAAUUAGUACAAAUAGUCCGCAACCCAAUGGACUAGGAAAAAAUGUUAAAGGCGUUAUUACGGUCGUUAUUUCAUACACUAACGGUUCUGUAAUGCCAGCAACUUUCGCUGAUGUAACAAUAACCGGCGGUUAUAAGAACGUUGAAGACAAGAUCUAUGACAUCAUAUCUGUUGGUGACUCCUGCUCAUUAAAAAUCGAAUUCGAGUACUCUGGUGCAUAUCUCCUCACUUUAAAGUUCGAGAAUCGCAUCAACAGUGAGAAAUAUAAAGUUCAGGUUGAGAUCCUAGAUAUUAUCUCUGGUUUUGAGGUUGUAUUGCAACAUAUACCGGUCGAAGAAAAACACAGACUGCCAAAAAAGGGGUAUUUUAAAGAUGGCUAUUGGUAUAUGCCAAUUGAAGUACCGGUUUUAUUCACAGCAUCGGUAGACAAAGGUAACGACAUUACAUAUACGUAUAAAGAUUUCGGUGAUGGAAGUGUUGCAGUAAGUACACAGGAAGAGGAACAUAGCCACGAGUAUAAAUCAAAUAUAAGCACUUUCCAAAUAUUUUGUCGUCGAAAAAAUGAAGCAUGGCCAUCUGGAGAAAUCAAUGAUGAAGUAUUAGCCAGCAAUGGUGAUGUUGCAUGUGUCGACCUUGAGGAAGAUAAAUUUGGCGGUUGCUUUUGUGGAGGACCUGGUAUGAUAUUUCCUGUGAAUAAAACGUACCUUCAAAAUACCAGUUAUACACUAAAUACAUCGCGCAUGACUGUUGAUACAUUUUAUGAGAUCAUAUUCCGGGGAAUAAAGGGACAGAAUGAAGGUUUACGAUACUUUGAGCUUAAGCUGAUAGGAGCACAACCACCGCAGCCUAUUAUAAGGUAA